AUGAAGAAGGCUCUUCAUGUAUUUGAUGAUCUUCCGAACAGUUACGCUCAGACGAAUGUUGCAUUCAGCCCUAACAAAGAACUCUUCCUGACAGGAACAUCAGUUGAAAAGAACAACACAACAGGGGUCUGCUAUGUUUUUACGACAGAGCAAAAAUGGAACUGUCUGCAGCAACUGUGUCACCAUGCCUUAUCGAUACUAAGAUUUGAGAAUCCAAAAACUUCAGACUUCAUAUUAGUUACAGAAAAUCCGAUUGCUGGAUUCAUCUCGUACUAUCUCCGCAACGGAGGAGGAACUCACAUACUAUAUGAUCCAACCAUCAGCGAGAGGGGUGCACUAGUAUGCGUUGCACGUGCACCACGGAAGAAGUCUCUGGAUGAUUUUCAGGCACAACCUAUAAUUCACAAUCCGCAUGCUCUGCCGCUAUUCAGAGAUCAGCUUAGCCGAAAACGUCAGUGCGAGAAGACACUGAAGGACCCACUCAAGGCCCACAAACCGGAGCUACCCAUGACUGGGCCAGGCCAUGGCAGAAGAGUUGGUUCAACAACGGGAAGUCUGCUAACGCAGUACCUUCUUAAGGUAACGUUGCUUUACUCUCAUACUCAAACGAAGUCAGAGACAAGUGGUCACAUGUUUCACAUUCUGUUGCAGCAGGGAGAUAUGAUUAAGGAAACAUGGAUGGAUGAUUAUCCCAGAGAAGCAAUCCUCAAAUAUGCCGAUGUUGUUGUCAAAGAUCCUAAAUACAUCGCGCCAGCAGACGCAGCCUGA
This is a messenger RNA of Salvia splendens (bonfire salvia), 768 nucleotides long. Its product is annotated as WD repeat-containing protein 70. The transcript is spliced from 3 exons. NCBI's taxonomy places the organism in Eukaryota, Viridiplantae, Streptophyta, Magnoliopsida, Lamiales, Lamiaceae. Bases 1 to 768 code for a protein of 255 amino acids. The record is from RefSeq and is a predicted model, not a curated record. Gene Ontology annotation, cellular component: site of double-strand break; nucleus.